AUGGGCGAAUCCCGUGGUGGCUGUGGCGGCAUCGGAGGAGCCCUGGGUAAUUCUAAGACGUGGCUAUGGAGCUGCAGAUCUUUUGCUUCCGUGCUGGGGGAUGAGAAGUACGGCCCUGGCUUUGCCGCGGGUCAGGGUUGUGCCCUCGGGAAGUGGGGGAGGCCCCCGGGCUGCAGGUGGGCAGUGCUGACCUCCGUGCUCUCUGCCCGCGGCAUCUCCCCGCUCCCAGACUUCCUCCCCCUGAAGUGCGAUGCCUGCGAGCAGAUCUUCUGCACCGACCACAUUGCUUAUGCCCAGCAUGACUGCACCUCUGCCUACAAGAAGGAUGUGCAGGUCCCAGUGUGUCCGCUCUGCAACACCCCAGUCCCCGUGAGGCGGGGGGAGAUGCCUGAUGUUGUGGUGGGUGAGCACAUUGACCGUGACUGCAAAUCCGAUCCCGCACAGCGCAAGCGCAAGAUCUUCACCAACAAGUGUUUGAAACCUGGCUGCAAGCAGAAGGAGAUGAUGAAGGUGAUCUGUGACCAGUGCCACAAGAAUUACUGCCUCAAGCACCGGCACCCCCUGGACCAUGACUGCAGCGGGGCAGGGCGUCCCCUCUCCAAAGCAGGGCACGCUGCAGUUACGAGAGCCCAGGCAUCCUCCUCCAAAAUAGCCACUGCAUCAAGCAGCGGAGCUGCCCGACCAGCAGACAGCUCCUCUUCUCCAGCCUCUGCCAGAGGAGGCAGAGCAGCUGUGUUGCAGAGUCGUAGCACCUCCCCUCCAGCUGCCAUGCUGCUGAACGGGCUGAGCGAGGAAGAGGCACUGCAGCGAGCUCUGGAGAUGUCCCUGGCAGAGUCAGCAGACAGCUCAGUGCAGCCACCCAGCACGCAGGAGGAGGAGGAUCUGGCACUGGCCCAGGCGCUGUCAGCGAGUGAAGCUGAGUACCAGCAGUCGCAGCGGCAGGCACACAGUUCAAAGCCAUUGAACUGCAGCAUGUCAUAGGCAGCAGAGGCAGGGUGUGCCAGCAGACAUGAGAUCCUGCUUGUGACCCAAGGAGUGGCUCUAGCCUCCCACAUGGAUGCUGUGGGGUUCUGGCCUGGGCACUGGUGACAAGAGCCCUUCACCAGGGACAGCUUGUCUCUCUGGGAGCUGUAAGCCACCGAACACACACUGGAACCUCGGCCCAGCACCUGUAUAAAAUUAGUGCAGCAAAUCACUGAUGCUCCUGGGGAGAUGAAGACGGUGCAGGACGAGGCUGAGCACACACUGACCAAAGCAGGCAGCAGCCCAGGGCCUGCACUUACCCACAGCUGCCACAGCCAUGUCACAACACUGGUGGGACUGUGGCGUGAGGGCAGAGCCACAUGGGGACAUCUCCGCAUGCUUGGACAUACAGCUGCUGGGAUGCAGCUGCCCACUGCAGUAGGAGGGGGUUGGAUUUCAUGCUCUGGGGAGGGCCCUGCCAGCCCCUCAGCAAAGAACAACCGUGGCUGGGAUGGUCUUUUGCCUGGACACAGCAUGGCUGAAUGUGCAGCCUCCCGGCAGUGUGAAGACAGCCCCUUCCCUGCUCCCCACACCCUCGGUGCCUCCCUGCUGUUUGCAUGCACAAGAGCACGUUGGGCCUUACCCUGUUUGGCUGGGGCACAGGACCUCUCUGAGACUGAAUGGAGCUGUUUCCUUUCUGGUUUAAUAUAACAAGGGCCAUUAACUGAAACGUAACCUUGGCGGUGAGUUGACUGUGCCAGCAUGGCUCGCAUGGGAGGGCUGCAGCUGCCUUCCUGCUGCUGGCUGCUCUCUGCUGCCCUAACCUACCCCAGGGCCCCUUUUUAGUGCUGCUGGGGCAAGAAUGCCUCCCUCUUUCCAGCCAUGCUGCAGGGAAUCCCCUUUGGGGUAGCAGCGGCACAGAACCCCUUCUUAGAAACAGAGCCCUGAGCCUUGAGCCAGCUCUUCCUUGCUGGUGUUUGAAGGCUGGAGCUGAUGGGUGGGUUGGGGGGAUUUGUCCCAUUGGCCUCUGGCAGGGGGUCUGCUGCUGUGCAGGGUGGUGCUGCUUUUCCUCCUGCUGCUGGAACCAUUCUGGCCUGCAGGGCUAUGCCUGGUUCUGCACAGGACUGGGCUGUCCUGCUCUGAGCCAUGUCCAGCUGAGGGAGGGGGCAUCUGGCUGGGCUGAGGGAACAUUGAGACUUGUCAAAGUGCUGCUUGGGAGAAAAUAAAAGCAUAGCACAAGAUGCAGAGGCA
This is a messenger RNA of Manacus vitellinus (golden-collared manakin), 2214 nucleotides long. It is a transcript of the gene ZFAND2B, whose product is annotated as zinc finger AN1-type containing 2B. Gene Ontology annotation, biological process: protein targeting to ER; proteasome-mediated ubiquitin-dependent protein catabolic process. Gene Ontology annotation, molecular function: zinc ion binding. The record is from RefSeq and is a predicted model, not a curated record. NCBI's taxonomy places the organism in Eukaryota, Metazoa, Chordata, Aves, Passeriformes, Pipridae. Bases 1 to 981 code for a protein of 326 amino acids. Gene Ontology annotation, cellular component: cytoplasm; endoplasmic reticulum. The transcript is spliced from 9 exons.